AUGGAAAUUGUGGAAAAAGCACCAUUUUUCGUUUCCCCAAAGUAUUUCAGCCUUAAUGAAGAAGAAGAGGCGCUCGUGACAGUUACCUUUAGACCAGAAGUAGUAGGGGAACAAAGCCAAUCAAUAUUUAUUAUAUUUGACAAUGAGCAGGUAUUUGAAAUUCAAUUAGUAGCUGAGGCUCAAUAUCCUAGGAUUAAUCUUUGCUCAAUGGCAAAGAGAAAAGACUUCUUACCAGAAAGAGAUUCAACUCUAUUGUGUUUUGAAACAGUCUAUCCAUAUCAAAAAUCAGAAUCCCAAUUACUUACUCAUUACAAUAGCAGUGAUGUGUCAGUUGAAUUCGAGUGGAGAUAUAUCAAUGAAUACGCUGACACUCCAAUCUCAUCGAAUGGGAUUAAUCUUCCUUUCAUGGUUAAACCAAGUAUUGGAAAGAUUAAACCAAGAAGUUGUAUGGCAUUUGAAGUUACAUUUACCCCUCAGUCAUUGGGAGUAUUCUCGGGAUACUUCAUUCUGUUUGUAAAUAAUGUACCUUUGCCGGUUUCCUCUGACCACCCUUAUUUUUAUUACUUUAAAUCGGGAUUUUCAUGGUUUAGAGACAGUAUUCUAAAUUCUCUAAAGACCUCUGAUCCUCUCAGAUACUUUACCCCUUACAGCUCUGAGGUUGCUGAAAUUGAGAAUGAAUCAAAAGCAAUUGCCUUAGGAGAGUCAAACUUGGUUAGUUUUGGUUCUGUACCAGUGUUUCAUUGUAGACUAUUUGGUGACACAAAGAAAUUGGAGGUAACUCUAAAUCCACCAAUUAUCAAUUUGAGCAAUAGUAUUUUUAUUGGGGAAAUUGUGGAAAAACAAGUGGUGAUUGUGAAUAGUUCUGAUUUUGAUGCUUAUUUUAGAUGGCUUGUUUGUGAGGAGGAUGAUGGUCUAAAGACAGAAUUUGAUCCUCCUAGUGGAGUUAUAGGGCCAAAAGAAAGAGUUCCAAUUAAGAUUUUCAUUUCAUGUUCAAAGCCUCAAGCAUUCAACCUUUCUUGCAUUUGUGAAAUUGCAAACUCCGAAGAAAUAGAGCUACUGUUAAGAGGAGAAAGCAAGCCUCAGACUUUAAGAAUUGACACACCAUGUCUAGAUAUGGGGAUAAUUGAAACUGGAAAAGUUGUUACCGAUUGUGUGCAGAUAACAAACACUUCUUCCUUAGAUUUAAAUUGGGCUUGUUCAACAAUAGAGAAUAAUGCUGUCACAGUUAUUCCAUUCGAGGGAUGCUUGCCAAUAGGUAAAAGUUGUCUUGUAAACGUAAGAGUUAAGUCAGCUUAUCCUCAAUUCAUUCAACAAAUAUUACGAUUCGAUGUUGAAAAUGGAAUUUCUCAAUAUGUUGGUCUUAACGCCGAAAUCCAAUCACCUCAAGUGGUAUUGGAGGAAUAUUUCUUUAAUGUUGGAGAAAUAACAAUUGGCGAGUAA
Molecule: messenger RNA, 1440 nt
Organism: Naegleria gruberi
Lineage: Eukaryota; Heterolobosea; Eutetramitea; Acrasida; Naegleriidae
Exons: 1
Coding region: 1-1440 (479 amino acids)
Biological process (GO): negative regulation of cell population proliferation
Source: RefSeq, a predicted model, not a curated record